UGUGCCUCCGCGCUGAUGGGCUCAGCUUUAUCCAGGGCUGUAAUCCCCCUGCUCCUGUAAUUAAAAACUCCGCAUUACAAGGAAAACGGUGUGCAGGGAAAUGUAAUCAAGUCUGGAGGGGCUUAACCAUCUGGUAAAGGUUAGGACCGGCACGGCGGGGGACGCGGCCGGGGGAUUUGGCAGCAGCCGCGAUCUGGGCUCCUCUUAAUCUACCGCGGGUCCGAACGCAGCAUCUGCGGGGUAAUACCGGUGCCCCGGGCAGCGAUCGGUCUUGCUGGAGCUCCCACAGCCGUUAACGGGAUCUCCCCGUUAGGAGAGAAGGUGGUCCCCUCCUCAGGUGCGUCUAGCUCCGGUAAACAGGUUUUGCUGUGGCUCCGGGAUCCGGAUUGCAGCCCCUUGCGGGGGCCAGCAAAGAAAGGGUUAAGCCGCUGCCGGUGGCCGCGGUUCGGCCCCGCAGCUCCGGGCAAGGCCCUCCUCCGCCGCCCCCGGGAGCCCUGAACUCUUUGAAAGUGCGAGAGGCAAGCGAAGGCGAGGGCGGCGGCGCGGGUGCGACUUCUCGUUCCCGGGACCGCCGCGGGGCCAUGGGGGCCGGAGCAGGCUCCGGGCCAUGGGGACAGCUCUUCCUCCGCUCCCUCGUCUUCCUCCUGUUGGCCGGACCCCCGGCGCGGGGGCAGCUGCGCUACGCCGUGCCCGAGGAGCUGGAGCACGGAGCCUUCGUGGCCAACCUGGGUGAGGACCUGGGGCUGGAUGUGUCCACCCUGUCAGCGCGGAGGUUCCGCAUCGUGUCGCGGGCCGGGGCCAGGCAGCACCUGGAGGUGAACCUGGAGAACGGGAUCCUCUUUGUGAACGAGCGCAUUGACCGGGAGGAGGUGUGCGAGGGCGGGGGCACCUGCCUGCUCCACCUGCAGCUCCUCGUCGAGAGCCCACUGGAGCUCUACCGCGUCGAGGUGGAGGUGCUGGACAUCAACGACCACGCACCCACCUUCCCUUGGCAGGAAUAUGUGCUGGAGGUGGCCGAAUCUGCCGUGCUCGGUGCUCGCUUCCCCCUGGAGAGUGCUCAGGAUCCUGACGUGGGCACCAACUCUGUGCACACCUACCGCCUCAGCCCCAAUGGCUUCUUCUCCCUGGAGGUGCAGACCCGCAGCGAUGCCAGCAAGUUUGCAGAGCUGGUGCUGGAGCGUGCCCUGGACCGGGAGCAGCAACGCGUGCACCGGGUGCUGCUCACCGCCCUCGACGGCGGCGUGCCCGAGCGCUCCGGCACGGCGCACAUCCUCGUCACCGUGCUGGACGCCAACGACAACGUGCCUGCCUUCGACCAGCCCUCCUACGGUGUGAGCCUUCCUGAGGACGCUCCUGCUGGCACUCUGGUCAUCCAGCUCAACGCCACUGACCUGGAUGAGGGCCCCAACGGGGAGAUUGAGUACUCCUUCAGCGGGCACGCACCGCCACGCGUCCGGGAGCUCUUCCACGUGGAGCCCCGGAGCGGGCAGGUGCUGCUGAAGGGCCGCCUGGACUAUGAGCGGGCCAGCCUCCAUGAGCUCUACGUGCAAGCCAAGGACCGCGGGCCCUCGGCUGUGGCCGUGCACUGCAGGGUGCUUGUGCACCUCCUUGAUGUCAAUGACAAUGCACCAGAGGUGACCCUCACCUCAGUGUCCACACCUGUGCUGGAGGAUGCCCCCCCAGGCACUGUGAUCGCUGUUAUCAGUGUUCAGGACCGGGACUCUGGGGACAACGGCCGUGUGAGCUGUGAGGUCGGCCCCAAUGUGCCAUUCGAGCUCCGCUCCUCCUUCCGGAACUACUACACGCUGGUGACCACGCAGGCGCUGGACAGGGAGCUUGUGCCUGAGUACAACGUGAGCAUUACGGCCCGGGACAUGGGCUCGCCUGCCCUGGUGACCCGCAGCACCCUCACCAUCCCCGUGUCUGACGUGAACGACAACGCCCCGCGCUUCCUCCAGCCCUCCUACAGCGUCUACGUGAUGGAGAACAACGCACCAGGUGCCUCCAUCUGCUCUGUCAGCGCCUUAGACCCCGACUGCCAGCAGAACGCCUACCUGUCCUACUCUAUAGCCGACGGGCACAUCCAUGGCAUGCCCGUGGGCACCUACGUGUCCAUCAACUCCGACAGCGGGCACAUGUACGCCCUGCGCUCCCUCGACUACGAGCAGAUCCGCAGCUUCCAGAUCCAGGUGCAAGCGCAGGACGCGGGGUUUCCCCCCCUCAGUGCCAACGUCACCGUGCACAUCUUUGUGUUGGACCAGAACGACAACGCCCCGGUCAUCGUUUCCCCCCUGCCCCGCAACGGCUCGACUUCACCCUCUUCAGCGUGGCGCCCGACACGGGGGAGCUGCGCACGCUGCGCUCCUUUCUGGAGCAGGAUGCCAGCCGGCAGCAGCUGGUGGUGCAGGUGCGGGACGGGGGACAGCCAGCCCUCUCUGCCACCGUGUCCCUCCUGCUUUCGGUGGUGGAGACCAUGCCCCAGACUCUCUCCGACUUCAGCGAGUUCAGCCUUCCUCCAGAGGUCUCCUCAUCCUCCCCGCUCACCCUCUAUCUCCUUGUCUCCCUGGGCUCCAUCUCCUUCACCUUCCUCCUCGCCAUCCUCAUUCUCACAGCCAUUCGCUGCCGCGGCGAGCGGCGUUCCCGCCAGGGGGACAGCUGCUCGCCGCCUCGCUGCCAUUGCUGUCCCGGGUCCAGACCCUCUCCUGAUGGCCUGAAGACUUCCAACCUGACGGCGCAGCCCCCUUCGGGGACCGCGGCUGGCACCUGCCUUGAUGUGCCCGCGGGCGGCCCCCCAGGCUACUGCUACAAGGUCUGCCUUGGUCCUGAGUCUGCUCAGAGCGACUUCAUGUUCCUCAAACCCUGCAGCCCCCCCCGGAACAACGAGAAGGAUCCCGGGAAGCGGUCCCGGCCAGAGCAGCAUCUCCAGGUCUCCAAAGAGGCCAAGCAGCCCAACACAGACUGGCUGCCUCCAAGCACGCAGAGACCUACCCUAAAAAGCUCCCAGAGCCUGGAAGAUGUGGGGGAAAUCCGUAGAGCCCUCCAGAAGGAGCACGAGAGGCUGUGCACACUGGUGACCCCUGUCUCUGAGUUUCAGAAGGCUUCAGCCGGCCCCAACAGCAUCUGGACACCCCACUACAGCCCCUUGUACCCAGCCCUGGACUAUCAGCACAACGUUUACAUCCCUGGCACCCCCACUCUGCUUUCCAGCAAGGAUGGGCCCCACUUCCCGGGCCGGGAGAACAAAAACAGCUUCUCCACCUUUGGCAAGAGGAAGAAGAUGACAACUUACUGUGACAUGCAUGACAGUGUGGUUAUCAACAACGACCUGAAGUAGCCUGGAUGGCUCUACCCUUGGAAUCUUCUGCAUUAUUUCAGCUGCCAGAUCCACCCACAGCACACACCUCCAUGUAUGGACCACUCAAGACUUUAUGGAGAUGCUGGGAGAGUGGCUCAACAGAGCAUGUGGGAAGGAUUUAAGGAGCAAGAGACUGAAAAUUACAGGGACUGGGAGGUGGUGGCAGGGGGAAUUUCUCCCAUCUCAUCUUGCAGAGCUGUGUUGGCAGCAGGUGCUGUUUGAGGUCCAUAUGACCAGAUUUAAGCAAAUCUGCCUUGAGUUUACCCAUUCCCAUGUCCCCUUAGGGACCAUUCAUCUCUGUAAACAUUGUCACUUCUUUGUCUUGUCUGGCUGUGUGAAUGUACUGAGCUGCAUGCCUGUAUCUCUGUCCCACUAGGCAUGGAAAGGGUGUGUAGGCCAGGCCUGGUUCAGCCAAACCUGACCUCACCCACUGGGGCAGUGACCAUUGCUCUGUCCCUGAGAUCCAGCAGGAUGUGUUGCAUGUCCAGAGCAGCAAUUGGUGUCUGUUUUCUCUGGGAAGUGAGUACAAAACCCCCAGCCUUCAUGAGUGCUUCUCUUCAAACCCUGACCCAACACUUGCAGGGCUGGACAGAGCCCAGCUCCAGGGCAGAGCCAGCCUUGCUCAGGAGCAGCACAGGCACACAUGGACUGCAUGGCCAGAGGGGCUGCCAGCCUACGCACCUGAGAGAUGCACAAGGAGAGGCCCUGCUGGGCAGCUUUCUAGCCCAAGGCAACAUCAUCUGAAUGAAAAACAAUUUCCAACCUUUGGAGUGACCCCAGCACAGGUCUCUUCCCUCCAGCCCCUGCCCUCACUCAGAUCUCUGUGCUCCCCAAGUCCUGAAUGCCUGAGGAACCCCUGCUCUGGUGCACUGGGGGCCCCACCUGCACAGGACAAACCUCUCCAAGGGUGCCCUGUUUCUCUUUUAGAACCUUUAGCUGGCAGUCAGGAGCCCUCAAGGGCAGGACUGCAGCCCCAGCACAGUCUCUCCCCUGCCUUGUGCACCCUGCACCUGUCCACCAGUCUGUCUGCCAUCACUGCCAAUUGCUCUGGUCAUGGGACAGUUCAUUUUGAAUCCAUCUGUGCAGAACAUGACAGCUCUUUCUAAACUGAGUUUCUUUCACUCUGUCUGAUUUGUACCAAUAAAUUGUAUUUUAAUAUCUCA
Molecule: messenger RNA, 4518 nt
Organism: Zonotrichia albicollis (white-throated sparrow)
Lineage: Eukaryota; Metazoa; Chordata; Aves; Passeriformes; Passerellidae
Product: protocadherin-10
Biological process (GO): homophilic cell-cell adhesion
Cellular component (GO): plasma membrane
Molecular function (GO): calcium ion binding
Source: RefSeq, a predicted model, not a curated record